CGCCAAUAAAAUGCAAGUGAAAAGGUGGAGGAGGGAAAGCAGUAACAAUUGUGAUAUUAAGGGACAGUUGGAACAGUUGGCACAGUGCACAGAAAGAUACACAGUUAGAAAGGGAUAAUAAGAAUAAUAAUAAUGUACCUCUUUCUGAUUUGACCAUAAAACACACAGAAAUUCCUUAAUAUCUGCAUACACAUAUACAUAUAUAUAAUAUAUUCAAGAUACCACUUGUAAUAACAAUACCUACUGUUGCAUUAGAAUAUUAUAACCGAGUGAAUAAGCACAUUUUUACACAGACUACAAUCGAGGUUCUACGAUCAAAAUUUAUUCCCCUGACUAUAUACAUGCAUUUAUAUACAUAUAUAUAAUAUCCCGUCCCAUUGGUAUACAAUUUAAUUCUACUUGAAAAGAGACGUUAUAAGGAGUAGUUAAUCAGUCAUCUGAGCGUUAUUCACUUAACAAAUAAUUGAAAUGCAAAACACCUAUUCAUCAAAUGGUUAUAAUGAGUAUCUAAGGUCGAUUAUCGGAAGUGGAAUUCAACAGAAUAUCCCUACACAGAAUGUAGAGUCAAACUCUGAACCAUGGAGUCAGAAUACACUAUUAAACAGUUUAACAUUAUGGAGUAUGUUUAUGAAAGGUAUUCAUCAAUUGAAUAAUAACAAUAAUUCUAAUCAAAACUGUGAUGCCUACAAUAAAUUAACGUCUAGCGAAGAAGAAAUGACAACAUUCAAUUCUUCAAUGAAACCGAUAGACUUGUCAGUUUUGUCAACAGAUACUAAUCCAAUAAUGAAUAUAUCCCAUUGUGAAGAAACUAUCAAUAAACUGUCUACAAAUCAACCCUAUGUAGACAAUUCUUACUUAAACUAUCAUUACUGUCAGUCGAAAGAUUUCACAUCAGUGUUGAACGCGUUAAACAGCCUACUCAGUAUGACUAAUCCUUAUAUGAAAUCAGUGAAUCAACCGUCGACAGCAACACUCCCUCCACCUGCAACAACAACACCAACAACAAGAACAAGUGACUUCAACUCUGAGCAAUGUCAAUUUCCCGCAAAUCCUUCCACUAUAUGGAAUCCUAAUACUACUACCACUGUCAAUAAUUCAUCAGUGAAUAUUUCAAAAACUGAGAAAUUGAACACAUCACCAACAUCUUCAUCAUCAUCACCCUCGUCAUCUUCAUCAUCAUCAUCGUGGAGUAAACAGUCGAAGUUUUCAAUUUUAGAACUUAUCAAUACCUCAAAAGACACAGAGAAGAAGUGUUUAUUAUCGGAUCAAAGUACACCGAUAAAAAGUAUGAGUCAUGCAAGAAAUAAGCGUUUCCGAUGUCCACUGUGCAGUCAUACAUUUUCUACACAAAACAGCCUAACAAAACACACAACUUCUAUCCAUGUGAUGCCUCAGUGUUUGAAUCAGAUCAGUUCACAGAAACAUCCCCAGUCAAUGAAAUCAUCACCACUGAUGACAACAAGAGUGGAUGAUAAAUGCUCGCCAAGUCUUGUUAGUGAGAAGAUCAAAUGUCAUGAGAAUAGAUUUGAAAGUAUGAGUAGACCACAGUCUAUCUUGUUGAAUAAUAAAGAUAAUGAUGCAUCGAUAGGAUUCAAUGGGAAUUCGACAUUUCCUUACAGUCAUAACACAAGCGGUAGCACUGAUGAUAAUAAUAAUGACGAACAUUCAAGUCAGAUGAAUUCCCCGCUGACUGGAACAAUGCCAUGCACACCGCAAACACAAAAUCCUCACAAUCCUCACCAUCAUCAUAAUUAUGGCCAUCCGUAUUUCUGUCAUUUAUGCAAUAAAGUUUACUAUUCAAUGUCUGCAUUGAAAAUGCAUGUACGCACGCAUACCUUACCGUGCAAGUGUAAUCUGUGCGGUAAGGCAUUUUCACGUAUGUGGUUAUUGAAUGGACAUUUGAGAACGCAUACAGGCGAGAAACCCUUUGCUUGUAUAAUCUGUACACGAGCAUUUGCUGACAGAUCGAAUUUAAGAGCACAUAUGCAAACACACUCGGAAGUGAAACGAUAUCAGUGUAGUCAUUGUGAUAGAACAUUUUCACGUAUGGGAUUAUUGACAAAGCAUCAGACAACAUCAUGUUUACAGCAACAACACAACAACAGCAAGUUAAAAAGUCGUCGACAAAAUCACGUAACACUACUAUUACUACUAAUAAUAGUAGUAAUAAAGUAAAUGGAUAUAUAUUUGACAAUAAAAUCAUACCUGAAUCUAAAAAACUGAGAAAUAUUCAUUAAAGCCUAUGAGUUGUGAAAGACAAAAAAAUAUCAUGAAUAAACUGAUUCUUAUCCCUCAUAUCCCAGUCUUAUUUCUUCUAAAAAAAAUUGAAUACUAUUCCGUAAUCGUUGUAGUAUUAGUAGUGGUGUGGCGUUUCCUACUGAUAAAAGCAAGAGGAUUGAGUGAACGAAGAAAUAUGGACUUUUCAAUUAAAUUCUCG
Messenger RNA from Trichobilharzia szidati, 2437 nucleotides. Lineage: Eukaryota; Metazoa; Platyhelminthes; Trematoda; Strigeidida; Schistosomatidae. The record is from the annotation of a GenBank genome assembly.